UAUCUCCCCGCACCUGGUACGUGUCACCGUGUACAAUGGGCGUCAGUAUUGAGACAAUCGUUCCUGGUGACGGUAAAACGUUCCCCAAACGGGGUGACACGGUUACGAUUCACUACGUGGGCACACUCGAAAAUGGCACCCCCUUUGAUUCGAGCAGAGAUCGUAAAGAGCCUUUUGUGACACAAAUAGGUGUCGGUAAGGUGAUCAAGGGAUGGGAUGAAGGCGUGCCGCAAUUAUCACUCGGUCAGAAGGCCAACUUGAUAGCAACUUCCGAUUAUGUGGGUGAAUAUCUCAAGAAGAUCAACUCUCAGUCUGACAUCAUCUCAGGCCUACGGAGCACGCGGAUUUCCGCCCGUCAUUCCACCGCACUCGACCUUGAAAUUUGAGGUUGAAUUGUUGAAGAUCAAUUAAUGACUUUUAAAUGACGCGGCUGUACGAGCUUACUUUCGGCAUUUGUGACUGUCUUUCUGUACCAAUCCACUCAAUU
Molecule: messenger RNA, 487 nt
Organism: Suillus plorans
Lineage: Eukaryota; Fungi; Basidiomycota; Agaricomycetes; Boletales; Suillaceae
Product: peptidyl-prolyl cis-trans isomerase
Exons: 5
Coding region: 36-386 (116 amino acids)
Molecular function (GO): peptidyl-prolyl cis-trans isomerase activity
Source: RefSeq, a predicted model, not a curated record